Molecule: messenger RNA, 417 nt
Organism: Phytomonas sp. Hart1
Lineage: Eukaryota; Euglenozoa; Kinetoplastea; Trypanosomatida; Trypanosomatidae
Source: the annotation of a GenBank genome assembly
AUGGAUUUUGCAUGCGGUAAUGUGCAGGGGCCUCGAGCGAGGGGUGGGAAUAAAGGCCCCGGCUCCUACCUCCUGCCGCCCUCCUCUUUGGAUUGGGAUGAAGCGGCGGUCCCGAGACCACCAGGGCCCAGCUGCGUGAAGGAGAAAAGAGUGAAUGCGGAUUCAAGCCACAAUAAACACACAAAGCAGACCUCUUUGGUGUUCUUAUGUGCGAAAAAAGCUUCCACUUCUUCUGAGGUGGCGAAUACGAGUAGUUAUAUGGGUUCUGCGAACUCUCAGACGACGGUGACCCCUCUAGGGCAUAGCAUCCUACCAACGAGGUGUCUGGUCCCCAUUGGUUCGCACCUAACACCGUCCGUACCUCCUUCGCAUAACACCCCAGGUCGCACACAAAUGCUUACCCCUUGCAAUUCAUAA